AUGAACCCAAAAGAUUUCUUUGAGAUUACACAUUACUCAUUAUAAGAAAUUUAGUAAAUUCCUCCCUUCAAAAACAAUCUAAGCACAUUCAAUAAAUAAACUUAUACUGUCUCAUCUGCUCAGACAGGCAAAUCGCAUUCUUUAAGCAAACUCAUCAAUGAACCUAUUUAUUUUAUAAAUGAUGGUCAUCUGUAUUUGGUGGGUCGAAAAGAAAUUUAGCAAGGCAAAACCUACGUUGGAUAUUCAGUCCAAUAUUUGACACUAAUUAAAUACAAAGGUCUAUAUGAAAUGGAUUCCAUAACAAUUGAAGUAUACACAAAAUGGUUAUAACUAUUUAGACGAACCUAGAGUCCUUAAAAAAGAAUAAAACAUAUCGCUAAUUAUCCUCGUCUUAUUUUGAGAGAGUAAAAGAUGGAUAGGAAUUACUAAUCUUUAAUGAAAGCAAAUUAGAAGAAUAGGAUGAAUACUCCUUAAGUUAUCUACUAAGUUAUAAGAUUCAAAAUUCAGCAUAGCUAGUGUAACUUAUAGUUAAUAUUAAACCCUUAGUCAAGAAUAGGUACGCUUGGAGAAAAAAUAACAACAUACCUUCAAAGCAUUUCAACCUUUUGAGUCUCAUUAUUCAAUGGUUAGUGAGAAUGUAAAUUAUUUCAUUUAAUUAUUUAGUUUCCGGAAGUAUUUUUAGAGUAUUAAUGCUUAAAUGUGUCAUCGUAGCCUCUGGAGAUGAAGAAUAUUGAAUUUAAAGUCGAAAAUAUCAUGUCCAUUCAGAAAUUGGUAUAUAUAUUGCAUAAUUCUAUUUCUGUAGAAAGACUACUAAUUACCAAUAGUGUUGGCUCAGGAUGAAUGUGUGAAAAUCAUAUAUCGUAUUCUCAUUGAAACAUCAGAUCUAAAGGCUAUUUAUACUGUAUUGACUCAGAAGAGUAUUUCUAAUUCUUAACAAUUUUAUAGAGGAUUUGACAGAGUAUGAUUUGAGGUUGGGGUAGAUUCAUUUAGAAUGGGGUACUUGUGGUAAUUAUUAUGGAACUUAAAAAACUUGUUUGGUCAGGAUUUACCCAAUAAAUCUAAGACCUUCAAAAUCAAUUUAAAUUGAGAAAGAAGUUAUUUCAACAAUAGAAAUUGACAUUGAAUUGGGAAUCUUAUUUGAUGUCCCUCAACUUGAUUUGGCUAUUAAAUUGGAGGAAUUGGAAAUGAAAGCGAUUAAGAUUGUUGGAAUGAGUUAAAUGGUAAGAUGGAGAUUUAUAUGAAUUUAGAAAUUAAACUAUCCCCCAGGGUUGAGAACAAGAAGAAUUAAGUUAGAUGUAGUAGCAUAUAACUGUGGUGUCCAUCAAAUAAAGGGGAUAAAAUUGUAUGAUCCAAAAACUAUGAAAAAUAUUUCAUAUAAAAAUUUUCUUUCAGUUUUUGUGGUAAAUAAACAGCAAAAUUAAAGAGCUUAAUAGUAAUUAAAUGCUUAAGAUGUAAACUUAUUGGAUUUAGAAAUAAAUUAACCGAUAAAAGUGGAGAAUUAGAAUUUGUUGGAUUUAAUGUGAUAAUUAAGAAUAUAAUUUAUAAUUUAUUUUCAUUUAGCACAAAACAUCAACUUACAUCAAUGACUGAAGAAAUAUACGAAUAAGUGCAAUUAGAGAAACUAAGAAUGUCCGAAUCAAAAAAAGUUGAUGAUUAACAAAGUAUUCAAAUGAGAAAAUUGGUUUCCAAUACUGAGAAUAAUAGUAUUCACAAUUAAGAACCUCUUUUUUCAUUUGACCAGUUGCUAUCUCAGGUAGGAUUUGGAUCCUACUAAUUAUGGAUUUACUUAAUAAUGGGGUUGUUGGGUGUAACAGAAGGUGCCUAAAUCACUUUAUUUACAUUAAUGAUACCUAUUCUUAAGAACUAAUGGAAUGUUCCUGACUCAUUGAACUCACUCCAAGCAAGUUUUGUUUUUGUAGGGUUUUUAACAGGUUCUAUGAUGUCAGGUUAAUUUUCAGAUCGUUUUGGCAGACGAGGUCCCUUUUUAUACAGUUCAUUCCUAACUUGUCUAGUUACUUUGGCAACUAUUUUAUGUUAGGAUAUAUACUAGUUAUUAUUUGUAAGAGGAAUCAUGGGGGUGUUGGUUGGAUUCUUUUCACCUUGUGGGGUGACAAUGCUUUCUGAAAUAACUCAAAUAGAAGUAAGAGGUAGAUAUAUGAGUCUUAUCACACUGACCUUUUCAUUAGGAUAAUUAUUUGGUUUGUGGAUUGCUUCAUUCUUCUUGAUCAACUUCGAUGAUGUAUAAAUUUAAUAUAGAAAUAAAGGGUAAUUGGAGAGCAAUGACAUUUUAUUGUGCGAUUCCAGGAAUGUUGGCCUGGUUAUUAUGUGUGCUGAAAUUAUAAGAGUCAGCAAGAUUUGCAUUAUUGAAUGGAAGGAAGGAGGAAGCAUUCGAGAUAAUUUAAUAAAUGACUACAUUAAACCAUUCUCAGUUUGUUUUGACAGAUGAUGUCAAAUAAUAAUUGAUAAAUUGGGCAAAUAUGAUGAAUAAGAUUGCAAAAUAAUAAGAGAAUGUAAUUUACUGAAUAAUUGUAAUAGGCAUCAAUAUCAUCAUUAUUUGAUAAAGAGAAGUGGUUUGUAACUUGUUUGGUCUGGUUUAAUUGGUUCACCCUUUCGUUUAUCUACUAUGGAAUUGUAAUGAUGUUGCCCACAUUUUUACAAGGACUUAAGUUAGGAGAUUCUUAUUUGGCUGUUCAUAAACUAUUAUAAUUGGUGAUAUCAUCAAUAAGUGAUAUAAUUGGAGCAGCAGCAGCUUCAGUGAUCAUAGAUAUAAAAUAUUUGGGAAGGAAGAAUUCACUAAUUUUAUUCUUUUUUAUUUAAGCUUUGAGUUGUGUAGCUGCCUAUUUUGAUGAUCCAAGUAGAUUUAUGUUAUGGACAAAUUUCUGUAAAUUCUUUCUAUCUAUGACUUUUAUUUUUUCAUUCUAAUAUACCGCGGAAGUGUAUUCAACUAAAAUCCGUACAACUGGAGUCGGAAUGGCAAACGGAGUAGGCAGAUUAGGUGGAGUCAUAAUGCCAUGGAUCUGUCUUUAUUUGUCAUCUAUGGAUCUUUUAAGUCCAUUUUUAUUAUUUACAGGUACCUUGACUUAAUUAUCAUAGUCAUUUCAUUUAUGACCAGUCUCACUAAUUGUUUUUUACCUUAUGAUACCCUGGGGAAGGAAAUAGAAUGA
Paramecium octaurelia is the source of this 3164-nucleotide messenger RNA. The record is from the annotation of a GenBank genome assembly. Lineage: Eukaryota; Ciliophora; Oligohymenophorea; Peniculida; Parameciidae.